UCCCACCCACCCAUUAUGUAAUCAAACCACGGGGUCAGCUUGAGCAACCAUACGCUUUAAAGUAGAAAAAUUGUGAAGACUUCCUCCUUCCACUCCACGACCAUAGAAGGCGACCUACCUACCUACCUACUUCUGUGCAGCACCAGCUUGUGUUGAAAAGACCACAAUGGCUCAGCAACCGCUUCUGUCGCUGCCCGAGUUUCAGAGCGUUUCCACGGGGACUUUGGUGGUGAAGGAGCCGCUGAAUUUUUGGGGAGGAGCGAGAGUGAAGCCGAAGGACACAAAGAACUCCGAACCAGUAUACGAACCUGCAACUGGCCGUGUGCUGUGUGAUAUGAUUCCCUGUGGAGAGGAGGAGGUAGAUGCGGCCAUAAAAAGUGCUCAUUCUGCAUACCUAAAAUGGAGCAAAUUAUCAGGAAUGGAGAGGGCCCGGAUCAUGCUGGAGGCUGCCAGAAUUAUUAGGGAGCGCAGAGAUGCAAUUGCAAGAGCAGAAGUGGCAAACAACGGCAAAUCUAUCACAGAGGCUGAGGUGGACAUUGAUGUUGCUUGGCAGUGUAUUGAGUACUAUGCUGGCAUUGCCCCCACUUUGUCAGGCCAGCAUAUACAGCUUCCAGGAGGAUCUUUUGCCUAUACCAGAAGAGAGCCACUGGGAGUAUGUGUUGGCAUUGGAGCUUGGAACUACCCAUUCCAGAUUGCUGCCUGGAAGUCCGCCCCUGCUAUGGCCUGUGGCAAUGCUAUGGUGUUUAAACCAUCUCCCAUGACCCCAGUGACAGCAAUCAUGUUGGCAGAGAUCUACAAAGAGGCAGGUGUCCCAGAUGGACUCUUUAACGUGGUACAAGGAGGAGCUGAGACUGGAGGACUGCUGUGUCACCAUCCCAUGGUGGCCAAAGUGUCCUUCACCGGCAGCGUUCCCACGGGAAAGAAGGUUAUGGAGAUGGCUGCUAAAGGUGUGAAGCAGGUGACUCUGGAGCUUGGAGGAAAGUCCCCACUGAUCAUCUUUAAGGACUGUGAACUGGAGAAUGCGAUAAAAGGAGCUCUCAUGGCCAACUUCCUCACCCAGGGAGAGGUCUGCUGCAAUGGAACACGGGUGUUUGUGCAGCGGGAAAUCAUGCCACAGUUCUUGGAGGAAGUGGUGAAGAGGACCAAGGCCAUUGCUGUUGGGGAUCCGUUGUGCAAAGAUACACGCAUGGGUGCCCUCAUAAGCAAACCUCACAUGGAAAAAGUGCUUGGCUUCAUCAAACAAGCUAAAGAACAGGGUGGAAAGGUUUUAUGUGGAGGAGAACGAUUUGUUCCUAGUGAUCCAAAACUAAAAGAUGGGUACUUCGUCUCCCCAUGUGUACUGGAUAACUGCAGGGAUGAUAUGACCUGUGUGAAGGAGGAGAUAUUUGGCCCUGUGAUGUCGGUUCUGCCUUUUGACACAGAGGAGGAAGUUCUUCAAAGAGCCAACAACACAACCUUUGGCUUGGCAUCUGGAGUCUUCACCAGGGAUAUAGCUCGUGCCCACAGAGUUGCUGAAAACCUUCAAGCAGGAACAUGCUACAUCAACAACUACAAUGUUGGCCCGGUGGAAGUUCCUUUUGGAGGCUACAAAAUGUCAGGGUUUGGAAGGGAGAACGGACAAGUGACCAUCGAGUACUACUCUCAGCUUAAGACCGUCGUGGUGGAAAUGGGAGAUGUGGAAAGCCUCUUUUAGGUUAUUGUGGUGUUAACUACCAGCAUUCCUGAUAGCAAUGUGAUUUCCAAAAUGCACAGAUCUAGCUAUAGUUAUGAAGUUUGCUGUGUAAUGUUUAAAAAUACAUUUAAUAACUAAACUUCACUUGAAAUAGCCAAGCUAAAUGGUUGUCUUAGACUUCCAGAUUUUGUUGGUAUAUUACCAACAUGUAAGAACACUAUAAAAGGCUUCAGUUCUGUUAAAUGUUUGAGAAACAGAAUUGUUUCAUUAAAACAAGCUCAUUAAAAACAAGUGCCUUCUAAUAUAUUUCUACUACAGUUUUAUGGUCUCCUGGUGUUAAGAAUUGUUUUUCAUCACUUUGUCCCUAUCUCUCAGUGCCAUGAAGAAUUCGUGUUAGACUGGUGGUUGACAAGUUUGUAAUAUUCAAAUAAAAUGAGCAAGAGCAAAA
Molecule: messenger RNA, 2120 nt
Organism: Puntigrus tetrazona (Sumatra barb)
Lineage: Eukaryota; Metazoa; Chordata; Actinopteri; Cypriniformes; Cyprinidae
Product: 4-trimethylaminobutyraldehyde dehydrogenase A
Exons: 12
Coding region: 167-1693 (508 amino acids)
Molecular function (GO): 4-trimethylammoniobutyraldehyde dehydrogenase (NAD+) activity; aminobutyraldehyde dehydrogenase (NAD+) activity
Source: RefSeq, a predicted model, not a curated record